Kwoniella shivajii is the source of this 2202-nucleotide messenger RNA. RefSeq lists its product as uncharacterized. Lineage: Eukaryota; Fungi; Basidiomycota; Tremellomycetes; Tremellales; Cryptococcaceae. The coding region runs from base 1 to 2202 and encodes 733 amino acids. The record is from RefSeq and is a predicted model, not a curated record. Gene Ontology annotation, biological process: carbohydrate metabolic process. The transcript is spliced from 10 exons. Gene Ontology annotation, molecular function: carbohydrate binding; hydrolase activity, hydrolyzing O-glycosyl compounds.
AUGAGAUUCAUAGAUGGACUCUGGAAUCGACCUGUUGGUCAAACUUUCCUUGGCGGUGUGGAAGUGAUAGAGACACUGAAAGAAACGGACAAAGAGCUGGAGGUUCUUGUAUCUCCUAAGCAUAUCGCUUCUCGGGGAGACACCCUUAACGCCUCACUGCUUACUGUCUCCAUCAGUUCACCUGCCGAUGACAUUCUGAAGGUCCGGAUUGAACAUCACACUGGUGUUCGACACCGUGGACCUGAUUUUGAGCUGUUUCCGGAUGGAGCUCCGGCGACUCCCAAAACCAGUAUAUCCAAAAAGGACGAUAAAAUCAAAUUCACCUCUGGAAAUCUAUCGGUCGAUCUAAAUACUGCACCGUGGUCGUACGGUUUGACCUUCCGUGACGGAGACAAGGUUCUGACAUCAACACAACCUAAAGGUCAAGCUGCUGUCGAUAUGCCCCAUCAUCUCACCUUAAGCCAAGCUUCUGCUCAAUCACUCCUGGGGAACGUCCACGACGCUCUCCCAAGAAGCGACUACGUGACCACGGCCCAAACGGCCUCUGGAGGUUGGGUUCGCUACAUGUUGAAUGAGAUGGCUCUUGGCGUUGGUGAGACCAUCUACGGCCUGGGUGAAAGAUUCGGACCUUUUGUCAAGAAUGGUCAAAAUAUCAGUAUUUGGAACUCGGACGGUGGAACUUCAUCAGAACAAGCUUACAAGAAUAUCCCUUUCUAUCUCUCAUCUAAAGGAUAUGGUGUUUUGGUCAACCAUCCUGAAGAAGUUGAAUUCGAGGUUGGAAGGGAAAAAUCUUCCAAACUUGGUUUCAGCGUACGAGGGGAAAAGCUCGAAUACUUCGUUAUUGGUGGUGGUUCCAUGAAAGCGGCUUUGAGGAACUAUGUAAAGUUGACAGGUUUACCAGCUCUCCCACCGGCCUGGAGUUUCGGUCUCUACCUUUCCACAUCAUUUACCACAUCGUACGAUCAAGAGACAGUUUCAAGCAUGUUGAAAGGAAUGAAAGAACGUAACUGCCCAGUCCGAGUAUUCCACCUUGAUUGCUUCUGGAUGAAGCGAUAUGAUUGGUGUUCCUUUUCUUGGGAUCCAGAGGCUUUCCCUGAUCCCAAGCAAUAUCUAGCAGAUAUCAAGCGGGACUAUAACGUCUGCGCAUGGGUUAACCCGUAUAUCAGUCAAAGAUCAGAAACUUUCCGGAUUGGGGCAGAAAAAGGAUACUUAAUCAAGCGAACAAAUGGUGAUGUUUGGCAAUGGGAUCACUGGCAAGCCGGUAUGGGUCUGAUUGACUUCACCAAUCCCGAAGCCUACAAGUGGUAUGCUGGGUUAAUCAGAACUCUCCUCGAUACCGGUGUCGAUACCAUUAAGACAGAUUUCGGAGAGCGUAUCCCUCAUUUGGAUGUAGUCUACCAUGAUGGAUCAGAUCCAUGGAAGAUGCACAAUUACUACGCUCAGAUAUACAACAAAUGUGUAUUCGACGUUAUCAAGGACAAAUUUGGAGAUCAUGAAGCUGCCCUUUUUGCUAGAUCUGCAACUGCUGGUGGUCAACGUUAUCCUGUUCAUUGGGGUGGAGAUUGUGAGAGUUCUUAUGAAGCGAUGGCCGAAACCAUGCGUGGUGGACUGAGUCUUUCAUCAUCUGGAUUUUCAUUCUGGUCUCAUGAUAUCGGAGGUUUCGAGGGACACCCGGAUGAGAAAAUCUUCAGUCGAUGGAUUGCAUUUGGCUUAUUCUCCUCACACUCUAUCAAAGCUCACGAGACAGGUGUUCCGGUCAUGCGAAGUAUGAUAUUGGAAUUCCCAGAAGAUCCAGCAACCGCAUAUCUUGAUCGACAAUAUAUGCUUGGAGAUUCACUUCUCGUCGCUCCAGUCUUCCAUGAUGCUACAACUACGUAUUACAUUCCCAAAGGCAAAUGGACUUGUUUCUGGACCGGAGAAAUCGUUGAGGGACCCAAAUAUGUUACAAAAGAUGUUCCUCUCGAUAUUAUCCCUGUUUUCGUUAGACCAAACUCUGUAAUCCUUCUUGGUCCAGAAGACAUCACUGUUCCCGAUUACGAGUACGCCAAAGUCAAGCUUGAAGUUAGAGAAUAUCAAUUAGAAGGGGAGGUGACAGUGGAUAUUCCAGUUGGUAAAGGACCUGAAUGGGCUGGAUCCGUCAAGAUCUCCUCCGGUGGUAAAUGGGAUAAAGGGAAUUUUGAUUUAAUCCAAAGUAAGGCUUGA